AUGGUUUCCAUCACUCACAACUAUUGUAUUGUGCGAUCCGGCUCACGAUUCUCGUUGGCCAGCUACCUUCUUGACUACUACACAGGAACUAAUUGUGGUGAUUGGAUUGAAUCACUUGCUACCAGUUCGAGCAAAACAAAGGCGUUGGAUGCCUACGCCAACAUCAUACAAUACUUGUCAACCAAGUAUCGAAGUCAGCCAAUGAGAAUUCUUUCCAUCUGUAAGUUACUUAUCCAUUCAUAUAUUCGUCAUGAAAUGUAG
Ostertagia ostertagi is the source of this 261-nucleotide messenger RNA. The record is from the annotation of a GenBank genome assembly. NCBI's taxonomy places the organism in Eukaryota, Metazoa, Nematoda, Chromadorea, Rhabditida, Trichostrongylidae.